Molecule: messenger RNA, 463 nt
Organism: Zymoseptoria tritici IPO323
Lineage: Eukaryota; Fungi; Ascomycota; Dothideomycetes; Mycosphaerellales; Mycosphaerellaceae
Exons: 1
Source: RefSeq, a predicted model, not a curated record
GCUCAACCCCAUCAAAGCUAGACUGAAUAAGGUCGGACUUCUCAAUGGACAGGCAAACGGCUACGCUGCAGAUGACGAGCGCAGUGAAUCGAAAGCGCGCACUGCAGCCUUGCAGCCUGCUCUCUCGAUGUCUCCACGAGCAGCACUUCACCUCCCUCGCAACGACUCCAUGUCAUCGGAGCAGCGGCGGGCAGCCAUUGUGCCUCCUCAUCUCCGGCAUCGGACAGACGAUUCGACCGUGAUGAGCGACACUUCCCGAUCUUCGAGUGUGGUUGUAAUCACUACGAACAAAGCUUUGCCGGCACAGGCUCAAACACCAUCUCUUCGCGCCACCGCCCAGGUGUUCACGCCAAUGUCGACGUCGAGCAUCACAGCGACGGCAGGAAAAUUUACCGGCGUCAGAGGCUCUUUCAACGACUCGAGCAAUGCUUCAGCACAAGUGCAUCGCCAUCAAUGGACAAGC